AUGCUCAUGGCCAUGCUCCGGCCUGUUAAAGAGAAUCCAAACAACAUCAGAAUAGUUCUGAUUGGGAAGACUGGCAGUGGAAAGAGUUCAUCAGGAAACACCAUCCUGGGAAGAAAAGAGUUUGAAGCCAAACUGAGUCAAAGAUCCGUCACAAAGGAAUGUGUGAAAGAAAAGACUGAAAUAGAUGGACGGUCAGUUUUUGUGGUCGACACACCUGGACUGUUUGACAACAGUUUAAGCCCUGAAGACGUUCAGGAUGAGCUGGUGGAGUGUGUAAAGCUCCUGGCUCCAGGUCCUCAUGUUUUCCUGCUGGUUGUUCAGAUCGGAAGAUUCACAUCAGAGGAAAAGGAAACGAUAGAAAUGAUCAAAGAUAUAUUUGGGAAGAAUUCAGAGAAGUUCACCAUCGUUCUAUUAACUGGAGGAGAUAUCUUAGAGCAAGAUGGCCUCACUGCUGAAGAUUAUAUUGAAAAGGAAAGUGACGAUUCUUUCAGGAAGCUGAUCAAAAACUGUGGAGGGAGAUACCAUGUGUUCAAUAAUAAGGAAGUAGAAAAUCGAUCUCAGGUCAGAGAACUGAUCAGAAAGAUUGACGACAUGGUGAAGAAAAAUGGAGGAAGUUUCUACACCAAUGAGAUGCUGCAGGCGGCUGAAGCUGCCUUACAAGAGAAAAUGCAGGAAAUUGCAAAUCAGAGAGAAGAAGAAAUGAACAGAAAGAUGGAAGAACUUGAAAGAAAACAUAAACAAUUACUGCAGAAAAUUGAGGAAAAUAUCAGCAGAGAAAAUGAGCAGAGAAAGAAAGAGCAGGAAUACAGGAAACAAGAGGACAGGAGGAGGGAAAUGAAAGAAGAAAUUGAAAAGAUGAAGUUAAUGAAUGAGCUGGUAGACUUGGAGAAAAUGAUGGCAUCAGGAUUAAAAGGUGGAGAGAUUGAUGAAUCCUUGGAGGUGAAGAGACAAGAACUGGAAGAGAAACAAAGGCUGAUGGACGUUGGGUCAAGCCUCGCUUCGGCCAAUCAUCGUUCGAGCUCCAGUUUUAAAGGACCUCCUGGCCACGGCCUCCCCAACUGCGAUCAGCCCACCUCCGCCCCAUCUCCACCUUCUGCUCCUGGCUCUCAGGCCUCAUCCUCCUUCGCCCGCCGCCACCAGUACAGGCCCUAG
Molecule: messenger RNA, 1152 nt
Organism: Poecilia reticulata (guppy)
Lineage: Eukaryota; Metazoa; Chordata; Actinopteri; Cyprinodontiformes; Poeciliidae
Source: RefSeq, a predicted model, not a curated record